Leptosia nina is the source of this 300-nucleotide messenger RNA. The record is from the annotation of a GenBank genome assembly. Lineage: Eukaryota; Metazoa; Arthropoda; Insecta; Lepidoptera; Pieridae.
AUGGUACGAGAAAAAGAUACAAUGACAAAACUUCUAGAGUGGAUAUCUGUUGCCUCAGCAUUCUUUGCAAUCUGGUACUCCCUAAUAGGUGGAUAUGUCAAGCAUCCACUGAUUGAAGCGAACAUGAGCCUAAUUUUAAUAUCUCCAAUAUGUUUUGUAAUUAUUUUUGGACUCUACGCCUUAACUGUUGUUUUAUAUAGAGUGUUCACUUUUAAUAACUGCGAAUCAGCAUUUUUAGAACUGCAGCGACAAAUAAAGGAGGCUAAUAAAGAUUUAGUAGCAAAAGGUCUAAAGUGGUAG